Molecule: messenger RNA, 2574 nt
Organism: Metarhizium album ARSEF 1941
Lineage: Eukaryota; Fungi; Ascomycota; Sordariomycetes; Hypocreales; Clavicipitaceae
Product: AdoMet-dependent rRNA methyltransferase spb1
Exons: 2
Coding region: 1-2574 (857 amino acids)
Biological process (GO): maturation of LSU-rRNA from tricistronic rRNA transcript (SSU-rRNA, 5.8S rRNA, LSU-rRNA); maturation of 5.8S rRNA from tricistronic rRNA transcript (SSU-rRNA, 5.8S rRNA, LSU-rRNA); rRNA methylation
Cellular component (GO): nucleus; preribosome, large subunit precursor; nucleolus
Molecular function (GO): rRNA (uridine-2'-O-ribose)-methyltransferase activity; rRNA (guanine) methyltransferase activity
Source: RefSeq, a predicted model, not a curated record
AUGGCGAUUCAGAAGAAGCACGGCAAGGGCCGUCUUGAUAAGUGGUAUAAGCUUGCCAAGGAGAAAGGAUACCGCGCCCGAUCGGCCUUUAAAAUUAUUCAAUUGAAUAAGAAAUAUGGAUUCCUGGAAAGGAGCAAGGUCCUUCUGGACCUUUGCGCUGCGCCAGGCUCCUGGUGUCAAGUUGCUGCCGAGGUGAUGCCAGUGAAUAGUUUGAUAGUCGGCGUCGACCUUGCACCAAUCAAGCCUAUACCCAGAGUCAUUACCUUUCAGAGCGAUAUUACGACCGAGAAGUGCCGUGCUACUAUUCGACAACAUCUUAAAACGUGGAAAGCUGACACUGUAUUGCAUGACGGUGCACCGAAUGUCGGUACUGCAUGGGCACAAGACUCCUUCAAUCAGGCAGAACUUGCUUUGCAGUCUCUAAAAUUAGCGACUGAGUUUCUUGUUGAAGGUGGCACAUUUGUCACCAAGGUUUUCCGAUCGAAGGACUUUAACCCAUUGCUAUGGGUCCUGAAUCAGCUUUUUGCAAAAGUUGAAGCCACAAAGCCACCUUCCUCUCGAAACGUUUCCGCUGAAAUUUUCGUCGUCUGCAGAGGAUUCAAAGCCCCUAAGCGCAUCGACCCCCGAUUUCUCGAUCCUCGCCAUGUCUUCGCGGAGCUUACCGGAGCAACGCCAAAUAAUGAGGCCAAGGUUUAUAACCCUGAGACUAAGAAGCGAAAACGAGAAGGCUACGAUGAAGGCGACUAUAUACUGUUUAAAGAAGUUCCCGCCAGCGAAUUCAUCCAAACCACCGAUCCGAUCGCUAUUCUCGGAUCUUGCAAUAAGCUCACUUUUUCGCAGCCACCCGGUGGUGAUGUGGCUUUGGCCGCUUUAGACAAAAUCCAUGAGACUACCGAGGAGAUCAGACAGUGUUGCCAAGACCUUAAAGUCUUGGGCCGCAAGGACUUUAAGCUUCUCCUCAAGUGGCGCCUCAAAGCGAGAGAUCUUUUUGGAUAUUCAACAAAGGAGAAGAACCAAGAAGACGCCGCAUCUGGAGAGGAGGUGGUUGAGGUCGAAUCAAUGGACGAAGAACUUCGCCUCCAAGGAGAACUGCAAAGCAUGAAGGAUAAAGAGAAUUCUAAAAAGAAACGAGAACGACGCAAAGAAAACGAGAAGAAACAACGCGAGAUUGUCCGUUUGCAGCUCAACAUGGUUGCGCCUAUGGACAUUGGCAUGGAGGAGUCCGGUCCAAUCGGAGAAGGUGCUAUGUUUUCUAUGAAGUCUGCAGAUAAGCCAGGCGCAUUACGGAGGUUGAAUCGUGGCAGUAUGGCAGUUAUUCCAGAUCAAGACACAGCCCAGAAUACUGCUGAAGCGUCUGAUGGAGACGGAAAUGAAAGCGAUGACGAGGAAGAUCUCCUAGAACGGGAACUUGAUUCCAUGUACGACAAUUAUCGUGAGAAGAAAGCCGAAGCCGACGCCAGAUACCGUGCCAAGAAAGCCAGAGAGGAGCGUGACGAUGAGUGGGAAGGCCUUUCCGCGGAUGAGGAUGGUGUGAAAUCGGAUUCAAGUGAGCUUGAAGAGGAGGAUGACUCGUCAGAAGAUGAGGAAGGCCAACCAGCAAGAAGCCUUUUGACGGAUCUCGAUGACAAUGCACCGUCAGCAGACGGACUAUCUAAGCGAGCUGCGGCAUUUUUCAGCCAGGACGUUUUUAAAGAUUUCACUGCCAGUGCAAAGGAUGUUCAUGUAAAUGACAACGGUGUCGUCGACAACAUUACCAUGGGUGGUCAAUUUUCCAAAAACACACGGCUGAAUGGAGCAAAUGGUAGUACCAAGAAGGUAGCGAAGAUUCAAACUCCGAUCAAGAAAACUGGCUCGCAGGAAGACAAUGACGAGGACGAUGAUUUUGAAGUCGUCAAGGGCAAUCAUACCGACGAAUGGCAAGAGGAGAAGCGUCUUCCAGACGGAAAACUUGGUGAGUACAUGGUUAAUGAUGCCAGGCUGGCACAAACAAACAUCACAUCUGACACCUCCCCUCUAGAUAUCGACAUAAUCACUGCUGAAGCAAUGACCAUAGCUCACCAACUUGCUACCGGUCAGAAGACAAGUCAUGAUGCGAUCGAUGAGGGCUUCAACAAGCAUGCAUUUCGCGAUAGGGAGGGUUUGCCAGAGUGGUUCAUUGACGAUGAAAGCAAGCACGAUAAACCGCACAAGCCCGUUACCAAAGCAGCUGCAGAUGCUAUUAAAGAGAAACUUCGGGCUUUCAACGCACGACCGAUUAAGAAGGUUCGGGAGGCAAAGGCAAGAAAGAAGUUCAAGGCUGCUCAGAAGCUGGAGAAGCUAAAAAAGAAGUCGGAUAUGCUCGCCAAUGAUGAAGGCAUGACUGAAAAAGAAAAGGCAGAGAGCAUAGGCAAACUGUUGAGCAAAGCUGCUCGCAAGAAGCCUUCACAACCAGCCAAGCUGGUCGUGGCCCGCGGCUUGAACAGAGGAGUCCAGGGAAGACCCAAGGGUGUCAGAGGGCGCUAUCGUAUGGUAGAUCCUAGGAUGAAGAAAGAGUUGAGGGCACAAAAGCGGAUUUCUCAGAAAAAGAAAAGAUGA